AUGGCGGCAGGAGGGCGACCUUGCAGCUUCUCCACGGCCCACCCCAGUGUCAGCAACUCCAGAAUGUGGUGGCUGGCCAGCCUCUUCCUGUCCAUGACCGCCUGGGAAAUUUCCAGCACACCAGUGACUCCUGACUCAGUGUUCUCCAGUGGUGAGCGGGCCCACCAGGUGCUGCGGAUACGGAAACGCGCCAACACCUUCCUAGAGGAGCUCCGGGCCAGCAACCUGGAGCGGGAGUGCAUGGAGGAGAUCUGUGACUUCGAGGAGGCCCAGGAGGUGUUCCAAGACGUGGACAGUACGCUGGCCUUUUGGUCCAAGUACAUCGACGGCGACCAGUGCAAGGUCCAGCCCCAGGAGCACCCGUGCGGCAGCACGUGCUGCGGCCACGGCACGUGCAUCGACGGCAUAGGCGGCUUCCGCUGCGACUGCGACCAGGGCUGGGAGGGCCGCUUCUGCCGGACCGAAAUGCGCAUCUUCAACUGCUCGGUGGACAACGGCGGCUGCGCGCACCACUGCCUGGAGGAGGGGGGCCGGCGCCACUGCAGUUGCGCGCCCGGCUACGAGCUGGCAGAGGACCACAUGUACUGCGAGCCCGAGGCCGGAGUGAAGUUCCCUUGUGGGAGACCAUGGAGCCCAGUGAACAAGAAGGGCAGAUCCCUGAAAUGCUGCCCAGACCAAAUAGACCAGAUGGACCCCCGAAUCGUCAAUGGAAAGUCGACCGUGCAGGGAGACAGCCCCUGGCAGGGCAUCCUGCUGGACUCGAAGAAGAAGCUGGCCUGCGGGGCAGUGCUGAUCCACAGCUCCUGGGUGCUGACAGCUGCCCACUGCAUGGAGGACCACAAGAAGCUCACCGUCAGGCUUGGAGAGUACGACCUGCGGCGCAAGGAGAAGUGGGAGGUGGACCUGGACAUCGCGGAGGUGGUCAUGCACCCCAACUACAGCCGCCCCACCUCUGACAACGACAUCGCGCUGCUCCGCCUGGCCUGGCCCGUCACCUUCUCCAGGAGCGUGCUGCCCGUCUGCCUGCCCGACCGCGGCCUGGCGGAGCGCGAGCUCACCAAGGUCGGCCAGGAGACGGUGGUGACCGGCUGGGGCUACCGCAGUGAGACCAAGAGAAACCGCACCUUCGUCCUCAACUUCAUCAAGAUCCCGGUGGUGCCGCACAGCGCGUGCGUGCCCGUCAUGCACAACGUGGUCUCGGAAAACAUGCUGUGCGCCGGCGUCCUGGGGGACCCGCGGGACGCCUGCGAGGGGGACAGCGGCGGGCCCAUGGUCGCCGCCUUCCACGACACCUGGUUCUUGGUGGGCCUGGUGAGCUGGGGAGAGGGCUGCGGGCGACUCCACAACUAUGGCGUUUACACCAAAGUCAGCCGCUACCUUGACUGGAUCCACAGCUACAUCCGAGCGGAGGCGGCCCCCCUGGACAGCCCGGCGCCCUAG
Molecule: messenger RNA, 1440 nt
Organism: Molossus molossus (Pallas's mastiff bat)
Lineage: Eukaryota; Metazoa; Chordata; Mammalia; Chiroptera; Molossidae
Gene: PROC
Product: protein C, inactivator of coagulation factors Va and VIIIa
Exons: 9
Coding region: 1-1440 (479 amino acids)
Biological process (GO): proteolysis; blood coagulation
Cellular component (GO): extracellular region
Molecular function (GO): calcium ion binding; serine-type endopeptidase activity
Source: RefSeq, a predicted model, not a curated record